AUGUCGCACCAGAAUCUCGCUGUAUUUGAUUUCGACUGGUCGCUUAUAGAGGAAGACAGCGAUUACUGGACGAUUCAGAAUCUGUCACCGGUGCAGUGGGAGAAAGUCAAAACCCUGGCGGGUAUGCAGUGGACCGAUUUGAUGGAUCUAUCGGUGAAAGAAAUCCAAGAUCAGGGCGUAACAAAGGACCAGUUUAUGGCUGUUCUGGAAAAGAUCCCGUUUACAACCGCGAUGCUCAACACACUCAAAGUGCUGCAUUCUCAUCACACGCGUGUUUUGAUUCUAUCGGAUGCCAACACCUUUUAUAUCGAUACCAUUCUCCGCGCCUACGGUGUACGAGACUUAGUAUCGGAUAUCAUUACCAAUCCAGCCUAUACGGAUGAAAAGCAUCGUUUCCGUAUUCAGCGACAUAUUCCCGCCAGCGAUCCUCCGCAUCAAUGCCCCAAUUCGUGCGCAGUGAACAUCUGUAAAGGGCAGGAGUUGGACAAGUACAUUGCCACACAUGGCCCUUUUGAGCGAGUGAUGUACGUCGGUGAUGGAAAGAACGAUUAUUGUCCAUCCACACGUUUACGCGAAACCGACCGUCUCUUUGCCCGUUCCGGCAAAUCGCUCAGUGCCAUGUUAAAGAACGAUCCGGAAGCAGCAGCCAAAAUCAAAUCAAACAUCACAUUUUGGGAGACUUCGGAAGUCGUUUUGAAGGCUGUGGAAGAUGAGCACUUAUAA
Radiomyces spectabilis is the source of this 723-nucleotide messenger RNA. Its product is annotated as phosphatase phospho-type. The record is from RefSeq and is a predicted model, not a curated record. The transcript is spliced from 7 exons. Gene Ontology annotation, molecular function: phosphatase activity. Bases 1 to 723 code for a protein of 240 amino acids. Lineage: Eukaryota; Fungi; Mucoromycota; Mucoromycetes; Mucorales; Radiomycetaceae.